Molecule: messenger RNA, 492 nt
Organism: Penicillium soppii
Lineage: Eukaryota; Fungi; Ascomycota; Eurotiomycetes; Eurotiales; Aspergillaceae
Exons: 2
Coding region: 1-492 (163 amino acids)
Source: RefSeq, a predicted model, not a curated record
AUGGAGCUGGAGCUGGAUGAGUUGCUCAAUGAUGAGUCUGGGGUGCAGUAUCUCCGGGAUGAUAUUGGUGCUAUGGCUGAUGAGUAUACCUUGGACUCGGGCAUUGGGUCCUACCGCGACAAUGAUCAAUGUGUGUGCGGCGCGCAAGAAACAGUCACCCACGUGCUGGUGGACUGCCUAAAUCUGAGGGAGAUUCGACGGAAGUUAAGGAAUGAAGCUGGGGACGCGUUUAACAGCGUAUCGAGUCUUCCGGGAGGCUUAACAGAAGGUGAAAGAGGUAACCCAGACACCGUCUCACGGGUCAGGACAGUCCAGGCCGUGCUGGACUUCGCCGAAGCGUCACAACGAUUUCGCAGUCGCGCGCCGCUAGGGCAGCCUAACAAUGGGAGCGGCAAUAAGACCACGGCAGGCCUUGACGAGCCCCUAAGUUCGUUUCCAGGAAGUGGGUCAUUCUCUAUGUACGUACUGUGCAACAAAAUACUAGGCAUUUGA